AUGAAGGCCGAGAAGGCCUUGCCUCCUGGGCGGCAAGUUGAGUACUACAGCCAAACGUCCUCAAGGUGGAGACCUGCAUUGGUCUUGGGCUUUGACCGCUCAUCAGGUACAUACCAGUUGGACAUCCAUCCAGCUGCAGAUCCUCGCAAGGUACGUCCAGUGGCCGAGAAUGCAGGAGACACCUUGGAAGACAAGAAUAGCGACCAGGCGCGCUUUGUGACAGGCGAUUUGGUGGAAUACUUCAGUAGCUCCUACCAGCUGUGGAUUCCAGCGCAAGUGGUGGGAUGGGAUUCCCAGAGAUCUGCCUACAUCCUGAACGUACAACCUGUUGCACCACCCCACAAGGUGCGGAACCCCCCUUUGCCGCCCAAGUCCGUGGAGAUCCCCAUGGCUUUAAAGGACGACCGGUCCGAGUCCGAUGGGAGCAGAAGGAGGGUCGCUUUGGGAUAA
Durusdinium trenchii is the source of this 450-nucleotide messenger RNA. NCBI's taxonomy places the organism in Eukaryota, Dinophyceae, Suessiales, Symbiodiniaceae. The record is from the annotation of a GenBank genome assembly.